UUGUCCUCAGUUUAUCUGUACAUACAUCAUGGGAGACGGAAGGAUUAUGUUGUUGCUCUUUAUUGUGGCGGUGCUAGUAUUUCAGGAGUCCAGUGGGCAGUUUCCACCUCAGAUACCUGGUAAAUGGCGGAACCCGAACAUAGAGCGUUAUGUCCAAAGCCUCUGUAGAUUCAUGCAGUGUCCUGGUAUUGAAGGCGUGUGUGACCUGAGACCUUACCCAUGCUUUUCUCCUCCAUGUGAUGUCGGGCCGACCUGUAUCCCUAGUCCAGGAAGUUCUUCGAAACCGGGCAAUUGCCCUUCUCCUUUUAACAUAUGGACACGACAGGUCAGGUGUAACACAGACAUAGCUUGUUAUAAUUCAGAGAUAUGUUGUCACGGAUUCUUCGGAAGCGAAUGUAGGGCACCGGAACCAUUCAUGUUCUAAGAGUCCGAUGAUCAAUGUGUUGGAAAUCAAAUAAAACCUAAGUACACAGUGAAAUGUGAAUAUUGUUGAUGAGUUUUGUAAUGUGUGCUAUUAUUCGAUACUUUAGGGCAAUAAGACGAUAAACGAUUAGUAUUUUCUAAUUUU
Molecule: messenger RNA, 568 nt
Organism: Mizuhopecten yessoensis (Yesso scallop)
Lineage: Eukaryota; Metazoa; Mollusca; Bivalvia; Pectinida; Pectinidae
Exons: 4
Coding region: 29-424 (131 amino acids)
Cellular component (GO): extracellular region
Molecular function (GO): peptidase inhibitor activity
Source: RefSeq, a predicted model, not a curated record